Molecule: messenger RNA, 1009 nt
Organism: Colletotrichum acutatum
Lineage: Eukaryota; Fungi; Ascomycota; Sordariomycetes; Glomerellales; Glomerellaceae
Exons: 1
Coding region: 179-592 (137 amino acids)
Source: RefSeq, a predicted model, not a curated record
GGAAUUACCAGGUGCAUAAGUAGCAGCGACUGCACCGAUAUCCAACAAACCAAGCAGACAUUUGUACAUUCAUUCCAUCACUUCAUCUUUUUAAUAAUCUUCCAUUACUCAACGCAUUGACAACUACCCUCUUACACACCAAGUUCCUCGUAAAAAAAAGCCCACAAGUAUUCCUCACAUGGCUCAGCUCAACAUGUUUUCUCGACUUUCAAAGACCGACAGCAACAAACCUCUAAUCGACAACGACUCCGCAAGCGAGUCCCAGACCAGCUCCAGCCCAAAGAAGUCUCUAUACCGCAAAUUCCAAGACUCCAAGAGAGGAGAAAUCUCAGACGCCGACGUCCUAAAGUACACCGGCAUGAGCAAAGAUACUCUAAACGGGUGGGCGGCCGAUCGUCCCGGCGUAGGCGGAAACAGGGCAGCGGGAAGCAUCACAACCGGUAGCCCGUCGGGCCUGGGUGGUAUGAUGGCUGAGACCGGUUAUGGCGGCUGGGGUACGGAUUCGAACAGCACCCCAAAGCUUCCACCUACGACAAAGUCCGAGAAUCAAGAGUCCAACGAUGCGGUGGCUGGGGUUGUGGCUAAGAACUGAACACAUAGCCGGUGUCAUUGGAUAGAUAUGAAGGCUCGCAGUAGGAAAGGGCCACCAAACUCCAACUUCACAGUCUCCUACCGCCUCUCAACUAAUCCACCACGACGCCAUAUGUACUUAAGGCGCUGCUCAUAUCCUCUCCUCACACUCUCACCUCCUAUAGACCAUGGUAAAAACCUCUGCUAGACGUAUAGAAGAGGUGCUGAUUCAUCGCUCUAUCUAUCCACCCAUCACGAGCCACCUUACCUCACUUGUAGGUAGGCAGGUACCUUACGAACCGCCCCUUCCCUCUGAACACACAACAAUCCCAUAUUUACCCCCUCACUUCCAUUCCAGUCACCAGCCAGCAGGCGCCCCCUUGGGGGUCAGGUCAAACCUGGCUGGUUGGUGGAGUGGUUGAAGUCCACGAACAGCCUA